Molecule: messenger RNA, 900 nt
Organism: Postia placenta MAD-698-R-SB12
Lineage: Eukaryota; Fungi; Basidiomycota; Agaricomycetes; Polyporales; Adustoporiaceae
Exons: 6
Coding region: 1-900 (299 amino acids)
Biological process (GO): translational initiation
Cellular component (GO): eukaryotic translation initiation factor 3 complex, eIF3m
Molecular function (GO): translation initiation factor binding; translation initiation factor activity; metallopeptidase activity
Source: RefSeq, a predicted model, not a curated record
AUGCCGCUCGCCGCAGAGUCGUCGGCCGUCUACAUUCACAACACUGCGCCGGGGUUCAUCUUGACGCCAGGGCGUGCGCCGACCUCAGUCACUGUCCACCCAGUCGCCCUCUUUUCCAUCCUCGAUCACUACCUUCGACGCACCGAUGCGCAGGAGCGGGUGAUUGGAACCCUGCUUGGGACACGCUCAGACAAUGGCGAGGUCGAGGUGCGCUCGUCCUUCGCCGUCCUCCACAGCGAGACGGAGGAGCAGGUUGCGGUGGACAUGGACUACCUCAAAACGAUGUACGAGCUGCACCAUAAGGUGAACCCGAGGGAGGUCAUCGUAGGCUGGUACUCGACUGGGUCAAAUCUGAACACCUACUCCGCCCUCAUCCACAAUUUCUACUCACAAGAGACCGCCCCCCAUCAGGCAAUUCACCUCGCCUUAAACACCGGAACCGUCGAGGGCGAGCAGGCAGGCGUAAAAGCAUUCAUCGGGUCACCCGUAGGUGUGCUCCCGAAACCCGAAAACUGUGUAUUUGUCCCAAUCCAGUGCGAGCUUAGAUUCAACGAUGUUGAGCGGAGCGGUCUCGACCUGCUCACGACCACCUCUACAUCCCCUAACUCCACCAACCCCCAUCCUACCACAGAUCUCGAACUUCUCGAGCGGUCCCUUCUAUCCGUUGCUGGUAUGCUUGACCGCGUGCUCUCAUAUGUGCAAUCAGUAUUGUCAGGGGAGGUGAAGGGAGAUCCCGCGUUGGGACGGUACUUGAUGGAUACCCUGGGGUCGAGCACGGAGGAUCUAGAGAAGGGCGGUUUCAAUGCCAGCUUGCAGGACACGUUGAUGGUAUCAUAUCUGGCCAGUUUGGUGCGCUCGCAGGCAGAAGUCUCAGCGCGGUUGGCACUCGUAACGGCAUAA